This is a messenger RNA of Trichomonas vaginalis G3, 2598 nucleotides long. Its product is annotated as organellar and viral DNA polymerase type B. Gene Ontology annotation, molecular function: DNA-directed DNA polymerase activity; nucleotide binding; DNA binding. The record is from RefSeq and is a predicted model, not a curated record. The transcript has a single exon. Gene Ontology annotation, biological process: DNA replication. NCBI's taxonomy places the organism in Eukaryota, Parabasalia, Trichomonadida, Trichomonadidae. Bases 1 to 2598 code for a protein of 865 amino acids.
AUGAACACCAUUAACGAAAAUCUUUUGAAGCCGGAAAUUUCGCAAAGCGUCUUAGAUUCAAUGUUAGAGGAAGAAUUAAAGCAAUACGAUAUUUGUCAAAUACAGGACCAGCGAAAGAAUUCGAAGAGAAAAAACGUUUUGGGUUGUGGUGAUAAAAAUAUAACGUUAAACAUUAUCGAUGGUCAUUAUUUCAUUGAAGAAAGAACAAAUAUUACUAAAUCAUUUUGUAUCCAUAAAUACUUAUACGGUGAAGAUAUACCAUUAUCAUACCAAAAUAGGACUUAUUCAAAAAGUAAGGGGUGGGUUACUGACAAAAGAGAAGACAGAUUUUUAAUGUCCGGAGCUUUAAUAAGAUUGUUAAUAUGCAUCGAUAAGGUGAAUGUUAAAUUAAAUAAACCCUGUGUAUGUUUUAAACCAAUGACAUGGAAUGAUUUUAGCACAGUUCAAACAUGUUUUCAUAAAGAUAUAAAGGAUGUAGAGGAUGUAGACCUUCAGUACAAUCCUGAAUUUUGCACACGUUUAAUGAAGAAAUCAUUUAAGACUGAAAAAGACGAACAAACUACAUACUGGUACGCUGAUUUUGAAUCUGAUGUUUCAGGAGAGAUUCAUAAACCCUUUAUGGUAUGCCUUCAGAAUUCAUCAGGAACUAAAACAAAAACUUUUAAAGGUGAAGAUUGCGCGUAUGAAUUCCUUAAAUUCCUUCCCGAUAAAGCAAUAGUUUAUUUUCACAAUCUUGCAUAUGAUUUACGUAUGUUUUGUCAUAAAGGAGAAAUGCAACACAUGCUCCAGAAAGGAACUAAAAUAAUGAAUUCAACGUUAACAUUUGAAAAUAAAGUGUUACAGUUUAGGGAUACAUUACCGAUUUUAAAUUGUAAGUUAUUCGAAAUUCCUUCAAUGUUUAAUUUAAACAGUGGAAGAAAGGAAAUAUUCCCGUAUAAGUAUUACACACUUGAAAGAUUAAAAGAGAAUAAAGGAGUGAUUAAAGAAUGUGGAGGAGAAAACCCUUCGGGUUCAGGGCAUGCAGCCCAUGAAGAUAAAAUAUGGAAUGAUGAAGAUAUGAAGUUAUUUAUUUCAAACAUUGACGCUAUCCCUAACUGCAGAAUUGAUGAAGAACAUUUCGAUAUGUACAUUUACGCUGAAUUUUACUGCCAGCAAGAUGUAAAAAUAUUAAGGUUAGGAUUUAAUAAAUUCUGUCAUGAUUUCACUAAAGAAUUUAGAAUUUCACCACUAGACCACGUCAGCAUUUCAUCACUUGCUAACGAAGUGUUUCGACAGCGUGUAUAUCUCCCGAACGGUAACCUUUACGAAUAUUCUGGAGUAGUUCAAAAAUUUAUACAAAAAGCUGUACAUGGUGGAAGAUGCAUGACCGCUAAAAAUUUAAUGUGGAAAUUAAAUUUGAAAUUAACUGAUUACGAUGCUGUUUCACUUUAUCCGUCCGCAAUGGCGAGGCUUUAUACAGUUGAAGGAAUACCGCAAGUGUUUGAAAAUGUGGAUGUGAAUAAAAUUUAUGAUAAAUUACAUUCAUUCUUAACUGAUAAAACGGCAUAUGUUAUUGAAAUAGAGAUUGUCAAAGUCGAUAAACAUUAUACCUUUCCGUUAAUAGUUCAGAAGAAAGAUGGAUUAAAUUUGAAUGAUGAUAUAUUAAAAGAAAAGACAUUCAUGACGGUUGAUGAUAUAUACUUAGAAGAUUUAGUUAAGUUCCAAAAAAUACAUUUCAAAAUUUUACGCGGUUAUUACUGGACGGGGAAGAAAGAUUUUAGAAUUCAGAAAGAGAUAAGAAACCUUUUUAAUAAACGUUUGGAAUAUAAGAGGCAGUGUAAUCCUUUACAGCAACUUUAUAAAUUAAUUAUGAAUUCAUGUUAUGGUAAAACUAUUCAAAAACCAGUCGAUAGCGAAAUAAGAUUUAAACACGGUGAAGAAGAGAUUAAUGCUUAUGUAUCUAAAAACUAUAACUACAUAGCGGAGGAAGUUGAAAUGGGAAAUGAUACGUCGUUAUUUAAAAUCGUUAAACCCAUAGAUAAACAGUUUUCAAAUACAUUAUUAGGCGUUCAUAUUCUGUCUAUGUCAAAAAGAAUAAUGAAUGAGGUAAUGUGUUUAGCUUAUGAUUUGAAAUGUCAUAUAUAUUACCAGGAUACUGAUUCGUUUAUGAUUGAAAUUGACGACCUCCCUCGUUUAGAAGAAGAGUAUGAAAAGAUUUAUAAUCGUAAGUUAAGAGGUACUGAUUUAGGUAAUUUUCAUCCUGACUUUGAACCCAUUAACGGUGAAGUUCCUAUAUCCAUCGAAUCUGUAUUUCUUAUGAAAAAGAUGUACGUUCAUAAAUUAAUAAAUAGCAAAGGAGAAGUGGGAUAUCAUUUAAGAGGAAAAGGUUUAACACAGCAAAGUAUUAAAAAGAACUGUAUAGAUAAAGAAGGCGUUUAUGACCCCAUUAAGUUUUACACAUCCAUAUAUAACGGAGCAACUGCAACAUUUGAUUUAACAGAGGGGCAGCCGUGCUUUAAAUUCAAUAAAGACUUAACAGUUUCGACAUUAGAUACUUUCAAACGUAAGGUUAAAGCUUCUUAUGAAAAAGGUGAUAGGAAUAAAUAUUUUGAUGAAUAA